Messenger RNA from Paramecium pentaurelia, 978 nucleotides. The record is from the annotation of a GenBank genome assembly. Lineage: Eukaryota; Ciliophora; Oligohymenophorea; Peniculida; Parameciidae.
AAUGAAUUAAAGUUUGACUGUAAUGGAAAAGGUUGAAUAAGAUAAGAUGGAAAAUCCUUAAGCGUGGAUUAAAGACAAUAUAGUGAAUUCACUUUCGGGAAAACAGUGGAGAUAAAACUAUUUACAGAGAUUGGGAAUAAAGUAAGUAUAUGAGAAGGAGAAUUCAUCUAAAGAAUUUCAAUUAAAUUAUAUAAUAAGAACGAAUGAUGAUGUUCGUAAUAAUUACAUCUAAAAACUUAUGAAUAAUAAAUUGAUGUAAUAAUAGAAGAAGCAUUAAACUUGUAAUACUUUUUAUAUGAUUUAGUGACAAUAUUUGAUUGGGAUGACACAUUAUUAUGUACAACCUUUUUAGGAGGAUAUGGAUUUGUUGAUUUACCCAUAGAUGUUUUAGAAUAAUUGACUGCUUUAAAUGAAAGCGCUGUAAUUUAAAUAAACAUAUUAAGAGUAGAUUGUUAGAAAAAGCUUCUUAAGUAGGGGAUGUAUUUAUAAUUACAAAUGCUGCUUAGGGUUGGGUUGAAUACAGCAGCAAAUUGUAGAUAUUUUAAUUUAAGUAGGUAUAUGAAUAAGGUGUUUUAAGUCAUCUUUGAUAAAAAAAUUGUUGUAAUCUCUGCUAGACAUGGAUAUGAAGAAAUGUUUCCAGGUGAUUGUGGUAAAUGGAAGAUAGAAGCCUUUAAGGAUAUAAGAUCUAAGUAUGAAAAUGAUGUGUUUACCAAUCUAAUAUGUUUGGGAGAUUCAAAUAUUGAAAUCGAUGCUGCCCACGUGUUAGCCAAGUUUAAAUCUUAAAUAUCUUAGGGAAUUCACUGUUGCAUUAAUAAAGACCAUUAAAUUCAGGGAGUGUCCAAAACCUGAAGAGUUGGUCAGGUAGUUAGAUUUAGUAUCAGAUAAAUUCGAGUAAAUUUAUACUACUUUUAAAAGUUUAACAAUACGGUUAGAGAAGUAAAUAUGUAUUUAAUUUUUAGGAAAACUUCGGGUAAUUGA